UGAUGACCUGAAAGAGGUCUGUGAAGGCUUCCGCCAGAGAUGGGGUUUCCCGCAGUGUGGAGGAGCUAUUGAUGGGAGUCAUAUCCCCAUCAUUGCUCCAGAGGAUAACCACGCAGAGUAUUUUAACCGCAAAGGGUGGCACUCGGUUCUGCUCCAGGGUGUCGUGGAUCAUCGGUUUUGUUUCACCAACAUCUAUGCUGGAUGGCCAGGGAGUGUUCAUGAUGCGAGGGUACUCCGGAAUUCCCAUGUGUACUCACUCGCAGAGAAAGGGGAGCUUUUUCCACCAGCCAAUCAUGCUGCUCGGCGACCCGGCUUAUCCCCUUCGAAUCUGGCUGUUAAAAGGAUACUGUGACAAAGGAACCCUGACAGUUGAGCAGAAGUACUUCAAUGAGCGCCACAGCAGAGCCAGGAUGACUGUGGAGUGCGCAUUCGGACGACUGAAGGGCCGGUGGAGGUGCCUUGCUAAACGGCUGGAUGUGGACGUUUCCCUCGUCCCCACCAUAAUCAGUGCAUGUUGCACACUCCACAAUGUGUGUGAAAUGCACGGGGAGAUUUAUGAAGAGGCUGGUGAAACUGUUCCUCGUGUUGAGAGAUUGGCUGAAGGAGGGGGAUUUGUAGAUGUGCAGCCAGCAAAAGUCAGAGAAGCACUGACUCAGCUUUUUGUUAGCCAACGUUGAGCCACAAACUGGGCUGUCACAAUAAUUACUACAUCGUUCAACUUUAGUACUUUUUGACCUCAAUAUUUAUCUGUACAUAUUUGCUUUUUUUGACACAGUUUUCUAAUGUAAUACUAUAUUUUUAAACCCGCGUAGGUUGUGUAAUAUUUCAAGUGUUUAAGUACCUUUCAGUUUUACUGUCAUUUUUUGGUUUUAGAGUUUGUUUCUGUGUCAUUACAAGAUCUUCAAUAUCAUUUAUCGCAACAUUUGAAUGACUCAAUAUAUUGAAUUUUGUUAUCUUGACAGGCCCAACCACAAAUUAGUUAUUUGUUUUGUGCUGCUUUGCUGAAUUGUUACCAUA
Pimephales promelas (fathead minnow) is the source of this 1017-nucleotide messenger RNA. The record is from RefSeq and is a predicted model, not a curated record. Lineage: Eukaryota; Metazoa; Chordata; Actinopteri; Cypriniformes; Leuciscidae.